AUGGCUACUACCGCGAACGAAAAAACGCCUGCCAUAUCCAAUGUAACAUUGAGCGAUGCCGAUGAAAAAGACGAUAAGGCACCAAAGGAGCAAACGGCUUCACUCGAUGAGCCACAGUAUGAUUUCGACUCGGAGGAGUUCUCCAGCAUAUCAGAUCUCGUUCGAAACGUUGUCAGCUUCGAGGAUGAUCCAACAUUGCCUACUAUAACGUUCAGAUCGGUGCUUCUUGCCUCUGUCUUUUGUAUCAUCGGGAGUGUUGUCUCCCAACUAUCAUAUUUCCGAACAACAAGUGCUGUCUUCCCCGUAUUCUUCGUGAUAUUGGUCUCGCAGCCUCUCGGUCGACUCCUUGCCCGCGUACUUCCAGACUAUAGGGUCCCGUUAGGCCGAUUCUCGUUCACGUUGAACCCGGGACCGUUCUCCAUCAAGGAGCAUGCUAUCAUAGGAAUUGCUGCAAAUUCGGGCAGCCAAGGACAAUGGGCUACGUACCUGCCAACAAAUGCGAGCCUUUUCUAUGGUCUGACGAUGAACCCAGCUGUCUCUCUGUUCUUCGGUUGGGGCGCUUCUUUACUGGGGUUCGCGUUUGCUGCCAUGGUCCGCAUAAUCCUGAUUGAUGACCCAGAGUUCAUCUUCCCACCGUCCCUGCAGCAGGUCACAUUGUAUCGCAGCAUGCAAGGUACUUCGGAGCUGCACUCUGCUCUAGCCAAGAAUAAGAUGAAGAUGUUCUACAUAGUAUCGACGGUGACUUUCGCCUGGCAAUUUCUUCCUGAGUUUGCAUUCCCAAUGGUGGCAGCUCUGGCACCGCUCUGCUGUGUCCAACUCGUUAUAUUUGUCGCCUUUGCUAUAACCACUUGGAUUUUGAUACCCAUCGCAUAUUUUGGCAACAUCUGGGGCUCGCCUACUUAUGAUAUCAUGUCCAACAAACUGUUCACGAAGAACGGAACUUCUUACCCGUUCAAAACUCUGCGUGGGUCUCUCUUGAAACCACUCGAGCGGCAGCCAACAGCCUUCCGCACUGAUCGCCUGAACCGUAUCCAGCAGAGAUAUCCUGAUGUAACCAAAUGGGAAUGUGUUGGAGGACCAGAAGGUAUCAUGUACGCGCUCGUUGGGCCCAAGAAACUGUUCGCAUCUUCGUACUUCAGCCCGGUGCUCUGGGGUUUCCUGGUCGGCGGCGUCGCGCCGGCUCUGAUAUGGUUCCUGCACCAGAGGUUCCCUCGCGCCCGCUUCGACCUCUGGAACACGACGAUUUUCUUCGCGAGCGCGGCUACCUUCCGCGGAAACCUGAGCACCGGCCCCUUCACCACCAUUAUUGUCGGAACGGUCUUCAAUUACUAUCUUUACAGGUAUCGUCAUGUAUGGUGGAACAAGUGGGCGUACAUUAGUGGCGCUGCGCUGGACACUGGAUUCAACCUGAACUUGUUGUUUAUCUUCCUCUUCCUUGGCACCACAGAUGUUGACAACACCGUCGUUGCUUUUCCAUCACCAGUGUACUUUGUUAUACUUGACAGCGACGACGAAACCGACGACUGCAGCCUGCAUUCGGUUUCGCCCAGCGUGACGAGCAUGACUAGCAUAUCGAGAAUCCUCUCCCGGCCGACGGCAAAGCCGUACAGGAACCACCACAUCAUACACUCCGGGGAACAACCGCCGAAUCUCGACAAAGAUGGCAACGUCGCCUUCGAUGAGGGCGAUAUCGAGAACCCGCAGAACUGGUCCUUUGCGCGGCGGACCUACAUCACCCUCUGCGUGGUGCUGCUGGUCGUCAACGCGACCUUCGCCUCGUCCAGCCCGUCGGGCUGCCUCGAGAGUAUCUCCGAGUGGUUCGGGGUCUCGACCGAGGCGGCCUCUUUGACGGUGACGCUGUUCCUGCUGGGCUACUGCGCGGGACCCCUGGUGUUUGCGCCGCUGUCCGAGUUCUACGGUCGGAGGAUCAUCUUCUAUAUAACAUUCCUGGCGUACACCGCCUUCAACUUCCUGUGCGCCUUCGCCCCCAACUUCGGGAGCCUGCUCGUCGGCCGCUUCCUGACCGGCACCUUCGUGAGCGCGCAGCUGUCCAACGCGCCCGGCGUGCUGGCCGACGUGUGGAACCCCAUCGAGCGCGCCAACGCCAUGGCCGGGUUCAGCCUCAUGGUGUGGGCGGGUCCUGCGCUCGGCCCCGUCAUCGGCGGGUUCCUGCAGCUGACCAAGGGCGUCGACGGGUGGAAGUGGAGCUUCUACGUCCUGCUGAUGCUGGCUGGGUUCACGGACAUAAUCCUCUUCACCGUCCCCGAGACGUACGCGCCUGUGCUGCUGCAGAAGAAGGCGAGGCGGAUCAGGGCGGCCAAGAUACCGGGCUACGAGGAUGUCAAGGCGCCCAUCGAGACUACGAACCAGUCCCUGGUGCAGAUAUACAAGAUUGCGCUGACGCGGCCCUGGAUCAUUUUCUUCGAUACCAUCAGCUUCCUGUGUGCGAUAUAUAUGUCGGUCGUGUACCUGCUCCUGUACAUGCUCUUCUCGAUCUACCCUAUCGUCUUCCAACAAAUGCGCGGUUGGAACUCAGGCGUUGGUGAGCUCCCACUCAUCGGCACCGUAGUCGGCGCGGCGAUCGGAGCUCUCAUUGUCAUGAUCGACUCCCGUAGCCAGAGCAAGAAGGUCCAGGGUGGCUUCAAGCCGGGGCCUGAGGAUAGGCUGCGCCUGGCCAUGUACGGCGGUCCCGGAUUCGCCGCGAGCAUGUUCUGGCUGGCAUGGAGCGCAAACUUCAACUAUGUACACUGGAUCGUCCCGACGCUGGCGGGAGUGUUCCUCUCCGCUUCGAUGCUGCUUAUUUUCGUGUCCUUCCUGAACUACCUGGUCGAUGCUUAUAUCAUGUUUGCGGCCUCGGCAAUCGCCGCAAACACAGUCCUGCGGUCCGCAGCAGGCGCGGCCGCGCCGUUGUUCACGAGGCAGAUGUUCACCGCGCUCGGGGUUGGCGGCGGCGGCUCGCUGGUCGGCGGCGUGGGGACCCUGCUGGCUAUCAUCCCAUUCGCGUUCUACAAGUACGGCAGGAAGAUCAGGGAAAGGUCCCGGUUCGCACCCACGGACGUCAAGAAUAAGCACCACCACCAGGAGGAUCAGACUGAUGAGGCUGAGAAGGGGGAGGUGGUCGUGGAUGGUGAGGCGGCUGGUGGGGCGAGUGACAGCCAGAGCACGGAGGCCGAGGGCGGGCGAGGGGGAGACUCUGAGGAGGAAAAGAGAUUUCGAAACUAA
Molecule: messenger RNA, 3222 nt
Organism: Diaporthe citri
Lineage: Eukaryota; Fungi; Ascomycota; Sordariomycetes; Diaporthales; Diaporthaceae
Exons: 20
Coding region: 1-3222 (1073 amino acids)
Biological process (GO): transmembrane transport
Molecular function (GO): oligopeptide transmembrane transporter activity
Source: RefSeq, a predicted model, not a curated record